CAGAGGCGCCGCCGCUGCAAUCCCUGCGUCUCCAAGCAACAUGGCUGACAAGGCCAAGCCCACCAAAGCUGCCAACAAGACGGCCCCCAAGUCCCCGGGGGACCCCUCAAAGGACCGGGCGGCCAAGAGGCUGUUGCUGGAGUCAGAGGGUGCCGGUGAGUGGGCAGCCAAGGCCCCCGAGCUCAGUGCCCUGGAGGAGGCCUUCCGGCGUUUCAUGGUGCACGGGGGCACCAGGGCCACCGGGAGGGAGAUGCACGGCAAGAACUGGUCAAAGCUGUGCAAGGACUGCCAGGUAAUCGACGGCAGGAACGCAACGGUCACCGACAUGGACAUCGUCUUCAGCAAGAUCAAGGAAGGUGAAGAAGGAGCUGGACCCCGACGACGCCACUUGAACUUGGAUGAGACCAAGUGGGUCUGUAAUGGGGUGCAGGUCUGGGGGUGUGCAGGUUCUGGGCACCAGAGUGAGACCCAGCAGACUUCAGCCGGCAAGAGGGCCCCUGACUGUGGGCAACUUCCUCACGGGUGGGGGUCCUUGAGGGUCCCCUGCUACCAGAAAGGGGUCCGUGGCUACCGUGUCGACCAGGGCAGCCCACCCACUUCGCACUUUGGUCUGGAGUGA
Molecule: messenger RNA, 619 nt
Organism: Rhinopithecus roxellana (golden snub-nosed monkey)
Lineage: Eukaryota; Metazoa; Chordata; Mammalia; Primates; Cercopithecidae
Product: tubulin polymerization-promoting protein-like
Exons: 5
Coding region: 41-619 (192 amino acids)
Biological process (GO): microtubule bundle formation; microtubule polymerization; positive regulation of protein polymerization
Cellular component (GO): microtubule
Molecular function (GO): tubulin binding
Source: RefSeq, a predicted model, not a curated record